GGGGGCGGGUUGGGCGGGCGGGGGGUUCUCUAAGGGGCUCUCGCUCGGCGCGGCCAUGGAGGCGGACGGGAGCCAGGCUACCUCGGGGAGCCCCGGAGAGGCGCAGCACGACCCCGGCAAGAUGUUCAUCGGCGGCCUCAGCUGGCAAACCUCACCAGACAGCCUUAGAGACUAUUUUAGCAAAUUCGGAGAAAUUAGGGAGUGUAUGGUCAUGCGGGACCCCACCACCAAGCGCUCCAGAGGCUUCGGGUUCGUUACGUUCGCGGAUCCGGCGAGUGUAGACAAAGUCCUGGCCCAGCCGCACCACGAGCUGGACUCCAAGACGAUUGACCCUAAAGUUGCGUUUCCCCGACGAGCACAGCCCAAGAUGGUCACAAGAACAAAGAAAAUAUUUGUAGGUGGAUUAUCGGCUAAUACAGUAGUGGAAGACGUGAAGCAAUACUUUGAACAGUUUGGCAAGGUAGAGGAUGCCAUGCUAAUGUUUGACAAGACGACCAACAGGCAUAGAGGAUUUGGCUUCGUAACUUUUGAAAACGAAGACGUGGUGGAAAAAGUCUGUGAAAUUCAUUUCCACGAAAUCAAUAACAAAAUGGUAGAAUGUAAGAAAGCACAACCUAAAGAAGUGAUGUUUCCACCAGGGACGAGAGGAAGGGCACGUGGAUUGCCGUACACCAUGGACGCGUUCAUGCUAGGGAUGGGAAUGUUGGGUUACCCGAAUUUUGUUGCAACAUAUGGCCGAGGAUAUCCUGGAUUUGCCCCAAGUUACAGUUAUCAGUUCCCAGACUAUUUGCCGAUUUCACAAGACAUAAUUUUUAUCAACUAGUUCUUAAAGAUGCAUAACAAAUUAAUCGGGGUUUACUACAGUGCUAAUGAGAGAGAGACAGAGAAAGCCUGGGUGGUCCAUGUUUAAUAUCAAUGUCCACUGAAAAAUUGCUGCUCUUACUGGCUGGUUUGAUUGACUGGACUUUUUAUUUUAUUUUUAUUUUUUUAAAGGCUCCAUAUCCUCACUGCUUUGAGUUUGCUUUUUUUUUUUAUUUAAUUUUUUUUUCCUCUGCUUUGUUAUGAGUUUUUAAUGCCCACUUGGAAUGUAACUCACAAGGAUGGGGUCAGGGGCGUUCCGAAGGCAUGACUUCUCACAAACUUCUUAGAAAUCACUUUAUCAACGCAGCGAGAAGGAUGAUUGGGUUGAUUUGGUCUCACAGACAGCCCCAGAGAGAGUGACUGGCGCUCUGUAAUGUGGUGACAUCCAGCAGUGGCACAAACCCCACCCUGAGGGGCGUCCCCUGUCCCUGGCAGGGCUGUGGGACCCAGCUGUGUCACCCCGUGUGUCACAGCCCCACACCUGUCCCGUUGGCCUGGGGCUCUUUGGGAGCUGCCACCAUCACACGAGGGCCCUGGUGAGAUGGCACCCAGAGAGGGGCUCGGGGCUGCUGCCCCCACAGCAAUUCCUGCCCCCAGAGCCGGGCUUGGAGCAGCCUGGGACAGUGGGAGGUGUCCCUGCCCCGGCAAGGGUGGCACUGGGUGAGCUUUAAGGUCCCUUCCAACCCAAACCAGUCUGGGUCUCUCUGAUUCUUUGAUCUAACUCUGACCAGCGAUGGUCCUGCACACUCCCUGCAGCUGCUUCUCCUUCCAAACUUUGCUUGCAAAUCAUGGGCAAAUUUCCUAAAUUGUGGCCAAGCUUUCCCUGCUUCAGCUGCAUCACCCUGCUCCUCUUCAUCCCCACCCACGUGGCAGGAGAGCUGCAAGCCUCCAUCCAUUGGCUUUAUUUAACAUGACCAGAUUCUGGACUUCUGGGUAGAAAACACCAUUCUCUUUAAAUUCUGCUCUUCCUGAAGUGUUGCUACCCAUUUGAUAAGUUUGUGAGAAGUAUGGUGCAUGCUUACAGUAGAACUGUAAUGCAUUUUAAUGUUUGUUAAUCCACUUGUUUAAAAUGUCAGUGUCAAAGGCUCUACAAUCCAUGGCUGUGCUGUUCAUUUCAUUAAAGAUGCUUGAUGUAAUACUUGGGUAGUUUUCUUUUGACUUUUCUGCAGGCAAUAGCUUUUUUUAAUCUGUAUGGCUUCUUAUUAUUUUGUUUGGGGUUUUUUGCUAUGAAUUGCUUUGCUUUUGUGAAUUUGUCUUAGUGUGCAUGAUUUGCAAACAUUUCGGCUAUUGUGAAUUUUCUCGUUUUUUGUAAAUAGUCCAUCUGUGCUUUUCUUUUUUUUUUUUUUUUUUUUUUUUUUUUUUUUUUUUAUGACUUUUUUCCUGUAAGUAACUGAGGUAGAAAAUAAUAAUAAAUUGUUUACAACGGAUCUGCUGUGUUGCUGCUCUCUUAGCUUGCAAUUUUAAUAUUUUGGUUUGGACACCCCAAAUAACCAGUACCAAUGACAGUUGAAUAAAAUAAUAAAAUCAUCACUCAAAACGUGUGACCCACCGUUUGAAGAACCUGCAGAGGAACAGUUACAUGCAAGGUGUGUUUACAGCAAAAAUUAUACCAAAAAAAAAAGACAAAACACACUCCUAACUGGGGGGAGAGGAAAUUGCAGCAUCCCCCCUGGUGCUCCACACUGUGGUGGGAUGUUCUGCACUGUCCUUUAUCCCAGUUACGUUUUCUCCCAUCAUCACCUGAGUGCUUGGGGAUUGUCGAAGUUUCAUAGAAGCCUUCAGGUUAGAAAUUUAAAUUAUUUAUUUUAAUUAAGGGUUUGUUUGCUUGUAUGUUUGUUAAAGCUUAUUAAAACCUUUGUAUAUGGUGAGAGGUGAGGAAAACAAAUAUUUUCACAAACUUUGCAGAGCUCAGGGAAAUAUAUUUGCUUAUUAAUACUGGUGCUGCAAAGGCCAUGGGCUCAGCCUUGGGUCACGCUCCUGCAGUGCCUGGGGCAAUGGAAAUGCAACACAGGAUGGUUCAAAGUCUCAAACUGAUGGGAUUUGUUACCGUGAGAGCAUUUAAACCCAACUUUCUGUUGAGCUUAAUUCAGUUUCUUUCCCGAUGCCAGUCCCACAGUGUUCAGCCAUCAGUGUGGGCAGGGAGGUAUCCUGUGUACAGUUACGUGUGGUGCUCCCCUAGGAGGUAAGGACUAGAAAAUAGGAAUUUUCCAGGUGAGGAGAAGGAACUGGUGCCAAAGAUAAGGGGAAUUACUAUGUUGUGCUUAAGGCUUCUUUGUCAUGGUGUCUUGAGAGGAGGAGGAGGAGGAGGAGAGGGAAGGAGGUUCCUGUGUCUGGGGCUUAGGGCACCCCGAUGCCAGUUCUGCUGCACAGGUUCCCCCUUGGUUAAUGACCUCGAAGGGGAGUGCGGUGGGGAUGGAAAAGGAUGUGGCUGCAGCAUCCCAAAAAGCCAACCAUUCCCUCUGUCCCACUGCAGUGGUGUAAAACGCCAGCCUGGGGCACGGGGUACUUCAUGUCCCCAGGACACAUUGCCCUGUGCUGGGGCACCCAGCUUCCUGCUCUGGUGAGGCAAAGUGAUCUUAAAGUGCUGCCUGCACAUGCCUUCUGUACCCACAGGGAGUGAGGAAGUGUGUGUGAAUAGGGGUCAGCUCUGUAAAGCACUCUUCAAGCACUGUUGCACGAGUGUGAGGCUUGUAGAACAUUUACUAAUGGGAGCAAAGUUUGUGAUACUGGAAUGAUCAAACGUAACGCUCAGAAGAGGAGGACCUGGUGGCAGCUGCAAAAUAGGAGGAGGAAAUGUAAAACCUGUUUUAAAUUGUUCAGUUAGUUAAGCCUUGUAACAGCAAGAGACAUGGAACAGAGCUGGAGAUUUUUCUCACUCCUUUGUCUAACCCUUUCUUAGCUGCUUAAACCUGCUCUGCUCUGCCCUGCACUGCAUGCCUUGUUUAAACACAUCACUGCAUCUGCAUGGCAUCACUGGUUUACAGAGUGCAUUUGGAAUCUCUUGGAACCACCUGAGUUACCUCUUCCCACCUCUCCAUUUCAGCCUCCAGCCCUGAAAACAAAGCCUUUAGACUGGACCUGGUUUAAAAUUAAGGUUUUGGGUGUUCUGCUGAGGAGGGGCCGUUCCCAUUGCAGGCGCAUCCCUGGAGGGAGGAGCAGCUGGAGCUGCAGACAGCAAACUGAGAAAUUAAUAUAGCAGAGCCCAUAAAUCUCCAGACAGAAGGUUCUCCUUCAAGUUCUGCUUAGAUUAUUGUGUUUUCUUGCAGGAAGAAAUGGUCUCUAGAGCUGUUCUCUGAGUCGAAGCAGAGCUGAAGCACCUUUGCCUUUAAGGCACGGUUUUUCUGAGAAAAGCUGUGGAUUUUGAUGUUGCAGAGAAUUGUGUAAAAGCCUUUUUUCGUCUUCUAUUUCCCCCUACCCCUUAAAGUAACCUUAUUGUUAGAUUUAGGGUGAGAUUUUCCAGAGAGAAGCUGUUGGUCUGUGUUGAUGGUCUGGCUCCCAGCACUGUCAGUGGCAGCAGAGCGUGGCUGGUGACAGUGGAGCCUGUCCCCUUUUCCUGCCCCAUCCUCUCAGUGUGAGUGAGGCUGCUCUGGAGCUUUGGCUAUAUAUCAUGUCUGGCUGAUGCUCAAAACUGCCCAGGUCCUUCAUUAGGUUUUUCUCCACUUAUAACUUGAAUAACUGAGAAAUAAGAACAUCUUGAAUGUUGAACUUGAACACUGAUUGUCCUGUUCUCGGCUGCUCACUGAUCUGUGCCUGGUGUUAGAGGCUUUAAAACUUGAGGUUCGUUGCCCUGAAAAUGAGUGAUCCUGAAGGGGCAGAGAGGAGAGAAAAGGAAAAGGAAUCAAAGCUGCUGGUGUCUGUCGAGCUCUGUGUGUUUUGGGGCGGUGCUGCAGCUCCAGAGCGAUGGAUUCAGCUGAGAGCAGGCCACAGCUGCAGUGACCAGGAGGGUUAAUGAGAGCAAUUAUUCACAGGAGUAAAGAGGCGUAACACAAACACUGGUGUGUGGAGGAAAACAUGGAUAACCCUGCAGAAGGAGGAGUGUGCUCUGGUAAUGCCCAUCCUGCCCUAAGGAAUUCUCUGUGUCCAAGC
Molecule: messenger RNA, 4947 nt
Organism: Camarhynchus parvulus
Lineage: Eukaryota; Metazoa; Chordata; Aves; Passeriformes; Thraupidae
Gene: MSI2
Product: musashi RNA binding protein 2
Exons: 11
Coding region: 56-823 (255 amino acids)
Cellular component (GO): cytoplasm
Molecular function (GO): RNA binding
Source: RefSeq, a predicted model, not a curated record